UAGGAAUCAUUAGGUUCUUCUGGUAUUAUGCAUGACUAAGCGUGAAGUCUACAUCUUUGAUUCUAUGAGGCAAAAGCGAAAUUUGGCAAUUAAGUUUCCAAUGACAAAUGCUUUUCGAAAUUACAAGACACUAGGUGGACAAUCUAAGGGAAGUAAAUUGACAUGGCAUUUGGGACAGUGUCCUCAACAAUUAGGUGGACGUGAAUGUGGCUAUUACGUCAUGCGUUAUAUGUUCGAAAUAAUGCAAUAUCAUCAUAAUAGUGAGGACCUUAUUACGGAUUUUUCAAGAUCUACACCGUACACAAAUGAGGAGAUAAACGAGGUUCGAGAUAUUUGGGCAGACUAUUUUGUAUGCAAUUUUGAACUUUAGAUCUACACUUACAAAACUCCAUUUACUUGUUAGACUCUUGUUCUAUUUGUUAGGAUUGACAUGAAUGUAUGUAUUUUGUUUACCAACAAUUUGGGUUGGUGUUGGUGAUUGUGUUGAAUGAUGACUAUAAUGUCAAUGGAAUUGAGUUGUAAAUUUA
Messenger RNA from Chenopodium quinoa (quinoa), 527 nucleotides. RefSeq lists its product as uncharacterized. The record is from RefSeq and is a predicted model, not a curated record. NCBI's taxonomy places the organism in Eukaryota, Viridiplantae, Streptophyta, Magnoliopsida, Caryophyllales, Amaranthaceae. The coding region runs from base 32 to 370 and encodes 112 amino acids. Gene Ontology annotation, biological process: proteolysis. Gene Ontology annotation, molecular function: cysteine-type peptidase activity. The transcript is spliced from 4 exons.